Molecule: messenger RNA, 1215 nt
Organism: Schistosoma mattheei
Lineage: Eukaryota; Metazoa; Platyhelminthes; Trematoda; Strigeidida; Schistosomatidae
Source: the annotation of a GenBank genome assembly
UGUGGUUAAUAAUUAUUUUUUUAGUAUACGCAUACUAAGUACGUUAUGUCAGUAUGCAAAAAGAACAGUGAUGAUCCAACUCUAAAGUACUUUUUCGUGAGAUAUGUCUGUACAUAUGGACGUAAACGCAGUUCCUCAGAGUCAGAUGCUUGCGUUCAGGAUGUAGAUGAUGAUAGUAAUAAUCAUUCUUCUGAAGAGCAUACAACUUCUAACUCGCCAACACAACCUAGGCAAAGGAGACGACGUCGGUCAUCUACGUCGAAAUAUUGCCAUUGUCAAUCAGGAUUUUGGGUCCGGGCAGUAAAUGAACGAUAUAUUUCUGUCGAUCCAUCGAAACGACAGUUGACCUCAAGUGAACGCUUGUAUUUAAGAACGUUUCUACUGAGUAAUACACCAACUCGUAGCUUACGGUAUCUGGUUUCUUGGAAGUUCAAUAAACAGCUUACCAAGGACGAUAUCGCCAGAAUGCGUUCACAGUUGUACCCAGGUUGUUGAACUCACAUUGUAAUUAAUUGAGUUUAGACACUAAAAAUAUCAAUGACAUUUUACAGCGCGUUCAAGCAAAUACUGAAGUUAAAGUAUUCAAUGAAAAUGGGAACAUGUCUAUGAUUUGCUUCAGCCGCAGAAAGCAAAUAGCUGUUUACCACGCGUUCCCGAAGGUAAUAUGUAUUGAUUCGACUUAUCAGACCAAUAAAGUCGGUUUUCCACUUUUCCAGCUAAUGGUGACUGAUAGUCUUGGGCAAGGGCACACUGUUAUGUAUGCUCUUUGCAGUCAAGAACGACGCGAAGAUGUCAUAUUUUGUAUGCACAUUCUAAAGAUCUGAUUCGUAGAGGUAUGUGUGUUCCUUUAUCUCUAUAAGUUUUGUAGACUUAUUUCGACAUAGCAACCGGUGGACAAGAAAGUAUAUAAUGGACCUGGUUCUUCGUGCGCUGGACAUCUCAAUCUCUACAGGGAGUGAUGAUCUGCUAGAGAAGUUCACUAGCAACUACCACUCAAUCCAUGCUCUUAGUGAACCUUCGGCAAGUAAACUCAUCCGUUUAUGCCUCGAAGCAUCGUAAGACAUGUGCGCACAAGUGAUGAGUUCAAUCGGUGCUAAUGAUGAAGGUACAACGUCAGAAUCCAUUGUUAAUGCAGACCAUAGCUAUGCUUCUUGAUAACAAGAAGUCCUGAUAUUGUAAUCUUUUUAGUUUUACAUAUAUUCACUUAUAUGGCCA